Molecule: messenger RNA, 930 nt
Organism: Prunus armeniaca (apricot)
Lineage: Eukaryota; Viridiplantae; Streptophyta; Magnoliopsida; Rosales; Rosaceae
Source: the annotation of a GenBank genome assembly
AUGAGGGCGAACUCCUUGAAGUUGCCUAUCGACUCGGACGGUAGAGGCGUCGUCUGCAUUGUACAGGAUCAUGGCGCUCUUGAAGUGCCUCAAAUGGCUCUCAAGGUCAGAGUCCCCUUUGAAUGGAGUGAUGGAUGGCGUUGUAAACCGCUUCGGCGGUGGAGCUCAUUCCACCUCGUCGGUAAAGGGCGAGCAGUCAACUUGAUCAAUUGCCUUGCACAGGGCCUCCUCCGUGCUUCCUUUGAGUCGGAGACCUCGGAGUUGGGUUGGAGUCUCGGCAGACGCCUUCGAUGCCUCGAGCGCGACUGGCUAACUUCUUCCUCGGUUCCUAAGGGUCGAUCCCCUUGGCUUGUCGCUGCGUGUUGGUCCUCGAGCGGGCUGGUGGGCAUCAAUCGUCAUCCUCUGCUCGCAAGGAAGCUCCCAAGGGUCGAUCCCCUUGGUUGCCCUGCCCGCGGGACAGGAGAGAAGGUUGAGUUUGGAAGGAUCCCUCCACAGCUUGUCGCCGCGUGUUGGACCUCGAGCGGGCUGGUGAGCGAUGAUCGUCAUCCUCUGCUCGCAAGGAAGCUCCCAAGGGUCGAUCCCCUUGGUUGCCCUGCCCGUGGGGCAGGAGAGAAGGUUGAGUUUGGGAAGAUCCCUCCACAGCUUGUCGCCGCGAUCGCUCACGAACUCGAGCUCCUUGUGGACCUAAGCGAGCACGAACAUUGGAUUGUGGGCCUAGCCUCUCGAGCACAUUGGUCCUGGGACCUAACCUCGAAUGGCUCAGAGUACGGCUCGCAGCUGUCUGCGUCUCGUCUGCACGAUCUCGCUCUCUCCCUUACCGGUUUGCCCUUGUCUGACCAGCCUGGGACCUCUCGAAUUGCUCGCCAGCAUGCUCGUGUGUCCUCCUCUCCUCGUCACGGGGUCCAAGGUUGGGGCCUUGAUUCAAGUUGA